Chiloscyllium plagiosum (whitespotted bambooshark) is the source of this 2131-nucleotide messenger RNA. Lineage: Eukaryota; Metazoa; Chordata; Chondrichthyes; Orectolobiformes; Hemiscylliidae. The record is from RefSeq and is a predicted model, not a curated record.
AUGGGUCCAGAGGAAGAAAAUAUCAUCAAUGUGAAGAUCUCGACCCACGGGAGGGGUCUCUCGGUUCCGCGAUCAGUCAAAAAACACGAGCAAUUCAGAUUGGUUCUGCAAGAUUUCACACUAUUGUCACGGCCGGGCACAGAUUGUCCAACAACACGAAGGUACAGUGUUUUACCAUUUGGGUUAUUUAAACGCAUUGGAGUUCCAGGCCCAAGGCCACUGCCAUUCAUUGGAACAUUUCUACAUUAUAGAAAGGGUAUGUUUCGAUUUGACACGGAAUGCUACCAGAAAUAUGGAAAGAUAUGGGGGAUUUAUGAUGGGCGGUUACCCAUUCUCUCAAUCUUGGAUCUUGACCUCAUUAAAACCAUCUUUGUAAAAGAAUGCUACACUUUGUUCACCAAUAGGCGGGACUUUGGUCUGAAUGGACCAUUGACUGAGUCCAUCCUGGUGAUCGAAGAUGACCAUUGGAAGAGAAUCCGAAGUGUGCUUUCACCAACUUUCACCAGCGGGAGACUGAAAGAGAUGUGUCCAAUCAUCAGUCACUAUGCAGAAAAUCUUGUAAAGAAUGCAAAAAAGAAAGCAAAGCUGAAUGAAUCUGCUGACAUGAAAGAUUUCUUUGGAGCAUACAGUAUGGAUGUGAUUACCAGCACUGCAUUCAGUGUGGAUGUCGACUCGAUCAGCAAUCCAAAUGACCCAUUUGUAAAAAAUGUCAAAGAAUUAAUAAAAUUCAGCCUCUUUGAUCUCAGCAUUAUCUUUUCUGUUAUCUUUCCUUCCAUUAUUCCGAUCCUGGAAAAAAUGGGUGUCAGCUUCUUCCCAAAAGAUGCAAGCGACUUUUUCAUGAAAGUCAUAACAGAUUUGAAGGCAAAGCGACAAAAAGAAGUGCACACUGAUCGAGUCGAUUUUCUGCAGCUGAUGGUUGAUUCUCAGGUGACCAAGAAGCAGAACGCUGACAGCAAGUUGACAGACAAAGCUCUGACUGACACAGAGAUUUUGGCGCAGGCUUUGACCUUCAUCUUUGCUGGGUACGAAACCAGUGGUACUACAUUAGCAUUUGCUGCAUAUAAUCUGGCGAUAUACCCCGAUGUACAGAAGAAAUUGCAGCAGGAAAUAGAUGAGACUUUCUCUAACAAGGCUCCUGCCACAUACGAUGGAGUGAUGCAGUUGGAAUAUAUGGACAUGGUGAUAUCUGAAACCCUACGAAUGUUCCCCCCUGUCCCCCGACUUGACAGAGUGUGCAAGAAAGAUGUCCAGCUCAAUGGGAUAACUAUUCCAAAGGGGACUAUCGUCAUGGUUCCUUCCUACGUCCUGCACCGUGAUCCAGACUACUGGCAGGAGCCUGAAGAGUUUAGACCUGAAAGAUUCAGUGAAGAGAAUAAGGAGUCUCGGGAUCCUUACACCUUCCUACCAUUUGGAGUGGGCCCUCGGAAUUGCAUUGGGAUGCGAUUUGCUCAACUGGCAAUGAAGAUGGCACUCACUUCUGUCUUACAACACGUGACCAUUGUGCCUUGUGAAGAGACAAUGAUUCCAUUAGAACUAGAUGUGACUGGAAUCAUGCAGUCUAAAAAGCCGAUAAUCCUGAAAUUUGUGCCACGGUUGAAUGCUGAUGCAAAGGAUUAAACAACUUGCCUGACGAUGCUGACUCUUUUUAAAGGAUUAUCUUCACCUGUGUUUUUUUAAGAGGUUGUAAAGCAGAGGCACCAAGUAGUCCAUCAGAACCACUGGAGUCAGCAGCUUGUGAGGCCUUGGGAUUUUUAAACUGUCUGAAUGGGUGUGGCUAUCUCGUAGGGAUCAGGAUUUCUGAGUUUUGUUUUCUUCAGCAUUCAGAAGCUAUUUGGGGUCUCAAAAGAUUUGGAAGCUUCACUGAAUGUCUUUUGGCUGCUACACUCCCUAAAUUUUCUCUUGAUGUUUCUUACUCCUGGAUUGGAGAACUGCAUGUAAGAAUCUGUGUCUGAAUUGCCUUUUUGCCAAGGGGUUUAUUUAUGUGAUGAUAAUGUAUUGGAACAGUUAGUCCUAGGUACUUAAUCUUUUAUUUGUUUAAGUUUUCCAAUGGUUAACUUUUUCUAAAUUCCUCUCCCUUUUGUUUGUACUUUAACUAUAGUGUUUUAAUAAAUGGUGUUUUGCUUAACGUCAA